CUCCGGACAUAUCAGAUGUUGCGCAGACCGAUUCGGUCCCAUGAAUGAAACCUCGUUAGUGACAGGAGGUGUAUCUUUUGUUUUUAAACGAGCAAAUAGAACAGGAAAUAAUCGUGGCACAUGUUUUAGUCCCUUUCUGUCGAUAGCCUUCGGUUAAAGUAGCACAUAGUUUAGUGCGCAACGGGGAAGCAGGUUAGCAGCUAUCCCAGGUUAAAGGAGAGUAGCAGCGGUAACGUAGCUGUUAGCCUGUCAAGCUAGCGAGACCUUAUCCAAGUCAUCGUACAAAGAAAAAGCAAAUAUGUUUGAAAUAAUAAGUGACCUACCCGUGGAAAAGCAGAUAUUUUAUGGUGUUUUGGUGUUUUCGGGUUUGGUUUAUCUGUGGGAGGACUAUCUUGCACACAGACAGCGAAAGAUAUACAGGUCAACAACACAUGUCCCACACGAGCUAGAAAAGAUUAUAGACUCUGAAACCUUUGAAAAGUCACGGCUUUAUCAACUGGAUAAAAGCAACUUCAGCUUUUGGUCUGGACUCUAUUCCGAAACAGAAGGAACUCUGAUCCUGCUCUUGGGUGGAAUCCCUUUUCUGUGGAGUGGCGCCGGUACUGUGACAAAGCACUUUGGAUUUGGGCCGGAGUAUGAGAUCACGCAGUCGCUUGUCUUUUUGACUCUCGCCACCCUGUUCAGUGCCUUAACUGGCCUUCCCUGGAGUGCGUACAACACCUUUGUCAUUGAGGAGAGGCAUGGAUUCAACCAACAGACGCUGGGGUUCUUCAUCAAAGAUGCUGUGAAGAAGUUUGCGGUGACUCAAUGUAUUCUGCUACCUGUGACGUCACUGCUACUGUACAUCAUCAAAAUUGGGGGUGACUACUUUUUCAUCUACGCCUGGCUCUUCACCCUGGCUGUUUCUCUGAUACUCGUCACCAUCUACGCUGAUUACAUUGCUCCCCUGUUUGACAAAUUCACUCCUUUGCCAGACGGAACACUCAAGACAGACAUUGAGACCAUGGCCAAAAGUAUAAACUUCCCCCUCACUAAGAUUUAUGUUGUCGAAGGUUCCAAGCGUUCUUCGCACAGCAAUGCGUACUUCUAUGGUUUCUUCAAGAACAAACGCAUUGUUCUCUUUGAUACUCUGCUGGAAGACUAUUCCCCCCUCAACAAGGCUGAGGAGACAAAGCCUGAGCAGGCAGAGAACGAGGAGGGUCACGGCGAACCAAAAGUCAAGCCCAAGAACAAGAAACAAGGAUGUAACAACCCGGAGAUCCUCGCCGUUUUGGGUCACGAGCUGGGUCACUGGAAGCUUGGUCAUACGGUCAAAAACAUUGUCAUCAGUCAGAUGAAUUCUUUCCUGUGUUUCUCCCUGUUUGCUGCUCUCAUCGGUCGUAAGGAGUUGUUUGUGGCUUUUGGCUUCAACGACAGCCAGCCUACCCUCAUUGGCUUGAUGAUUAUCUUCCAGUUCAUUUUUUCUCCAUACAAUGAGCUACUGUCCUUCUGCCUGACUGUCCUCAGCCGUCGGUUUGAGUUCCAGGCUGAUGCUUUUGCGCGCAACAUGGGUAAAGCCUCCGAGCUCUCCUCAGCCCUCAUCAAGCUCAACAAGGACAACCUGGGCUUCCCGGUGGCCGACUGGUUGUAUUCCAUGUGGCACUAUUCACAUCCACCCCUCCUGGAGCGCCUCAGAGCGUUGGGCAACAUCAAACGGGACUGACGGGGCCGCAGGGGGGAGCGGCGAGCAUCCCCUCCUCCUUUCAAGGGCCUCCGCAGACCUCUUUUGGCCCUGUGAUUCAUCCGUUUUUGUCUCCUUUCUAGUGUUGUUGCUUUAGUAAUUUCAUUUAAUGACAGGAUUUACAUGUUAUUUUAAACACCAAAAACAUCAGCACAAGGCAGCCUACAUAACUGUAAGAGCACAGAAGAAAUGAGAGUGCACAUUGGAACAGUACGUGAGGGAAAUGUGUGUUAAAAGAUGGAUGUGGCAAAUGACUUCUGUCUUUGUUUUUCCUAGACGCACAGCCACAUACUCUAUACAUGUUCUUAGAGCGUAGCUCUUUGAUUUUGUUGCCUCUUAUUCGUUGACCAGAACAACAAUAGUAACAAUACUGAAACAUUGGGCCGUGCUGUAUCAUAUUAAAAAAUGUGCCUCCUAA
Messenger RNA from Doryrhamphus excisus (bluestripe pipefish), 2138 nucleotides. RefSeq names its product zinc metallopeptidase, STE24 homolog (gene zmpste24). Gene Ontology annotation, biological process: CAAX-box protein processing. Lineage: Eukaryota; Metazoa; Chordata; Actinopteri; Syngnathiformes; Syngnathidae. The record is from RefSeq and is a predicted model, not a curated record. Gene Ontology annotation, molecular function: metalloendopeptidase activity.